GUAUUUUAAAAUUAUGAUUUAUUUAUGGAUUCCGUUUAUAUGAAUCAUCAUGAGACUUGAGAACAAGAACUCACCGCCCAAGUUAUAAAUUCUUCCAUUUUCGUCUCGUCGUUCUCACCGAUCUUGCAGAGUCCACUAAUUUCGUUCUCCAUUACCAAUCAUCCUCACAUUCUCUGUUGUUCAUUUGCAGAAGAAGAUGAAUGAAUUAGGCGUAAUCGUGGAAGAUACCUUUGUGUAUAAUGAAGAGAAACAUCUCACUGUUAUGAAAACCUCUCUCUUCUUUGCAGGCGAUGGCUAUACUGUCUAUGAUUGUAAAGGCGAGCUUGUGUUCAGAGUCGAUUCCUACGGUCCGGAUGCACGUGAGAAGGAUGAAAUCGUUCUCAUGGACGCACAAGGCAAGUGUCUCCUCACUGUCCGCCGAAAGAGGCCAAGUCUACAUCACCGAUGGGAAGGAUUCUUAGGGGAGAGAACAGAAGGACAGAAGCCAAUCUUCAACGUGAGGCGUUCAUCAAUAAUCGGACGGUCAAGCAUGACGGUGGAAGUAUUCAAUAAUUCCGGCGACGAGUACCAGAUCGAGGGGUGUUUCGGUAAUCGCCAGUGCACGAUCUUCAAUGCGGCGAAGGAACCAAUGGCUGAGAUUAAACGCAAAGUAGAUGCCUCCACUAACGUGGUGCUUGGGAAAGACGUUUUCUCUCUCAUCAUCAAGCCAGGUUUCGAUGGUGCCUUCGCCAUGGGGUUAGUGCUCGUUCUUGAUCAGAUCAACGGCGAUAGUUUUGAUGAUGCCGGUAAUGAAAUGGAUCCCACCGCAGGGGAUUAGUCCUUUUUCUUUAUUAUUAUUUUUUAUCUUUUUUUUUUCUUUUUGGAUUUUUCUCUUUUUAGAAAUAAUUUUGCCUGUUGAUGGAAAAGCCCCCAGGGGCCAAUGCAUAUCAUAUGGUUUUUUCUUUCCUUUUUCUUCUUAGUAUAUAUUGUAUCGUUAUUAUGGAGACGAACGGGUAAUAAUUAGUAAACUAUCAUGAAUUAUUUAGGUUAA
This is a messenger RNA of Benincasa hispida (wax gourd), 1030 nucleotides long. RefSeq names its product protein LURP-one-related 12-like. The record is from RefSeq and is a predicted model, not a curated record. NCBI's taxonomy places the organism in Eukaryota, Viridiplantae, Streptophyta, Magnoliopsida, Cucurbitales, Cucurbitaceae.